This is a messenger RNA of Eleginops maclovinus (Patagonian blennie), 1411 nucleotides long. It is a transcript of the gene nr0b1, whose product is annotated as nuclear receptor subfamily 0, group B, member 1. The coding region runs from base 295 to 1173 and encodes 292 amino acids. Lineage: Eukaryota; Metazoa; Chordata; Actinopteri; Perciformes; Eleginopidae. Gene Ontology annotation, biological process: negative regulation of transcription by RNA polymerase II. The transcript is spliced from 3 exons. The record is from RefSeq and is a predicted model, not a curated record. Gene Ontology annotation, cellular component: nucleus; cytoplasm. Gene Ontology annotation, molecular function: transcription corepressor activity; transcription factor binding.
AUUUUUUACCGGCUCCAGCCUGAUAAACAGCACUGCCAGAGAGUCAAGGUGUGCGUGAGAGAGAGUUAGAGAGGAAGAGGAGGAGGUGGAGUGAAAGGAGGUGCCUGAGCCUGGGGAGGCGGAAUAUGCAGAGUCUGAAGCAGCUCUCACAACGCGGGGACAGACAGGAGCUAAUAUAAACGUGCUGCCCUUCACUCGGGGCUAUCAGGGGCUACGAAAACAGGCUACUUCUGUCACUGACCUCCGGAGCUUCAAAGAGAGGACGCGAGGAGCUCCGGCCAAUGCAGAGCUCUCAUGGCCGCGCUGGAGGGCUGCCGCUGUAGGGGAGCCAGCGGUCGGAACAACAACAGCAUCCUCUACAGCAUUUUGAAGAGUGACAGUCUUGCUACCGCCGAGGAGCGACAGCAUCAACACCAACCCCAACAACAAACAUUGCAACACUUGCUCCAGAAGAGCUCCUCAACCGCUGGCCCUGCCUCGCUGCAGGAGCUCCGGCAACAGGCGUGCUCCUGCGGAUCCACCCGGCGCCGAGGCGUCCUCCGCUCCCCGCAGGUCACCUGCAAAGCCGCCUCGGCUGUUCUCGUGAAGACGCUGCGUUUCGUGAAAAACGUCCCCUGCUUUCGUGAGCUGCCGGAGGACGACCAGCUGAUGCUGAUCCGGAGCGGCUGGGCGCCUCUGCUGGUGCUGGGGCUGGCGCAGGACCGGGUGGACUUUGAGACGUCCGAGACAGUAGAGCCCAGCAUGCUGCAGCGCAUCCUCACCGGGGUGCCGGACCGGCAGAGCGAGGUGCUGGCCGGACAGAACAGGGGGGCGGUCGGGGUAUCUGUGGUUGAUAUCGAAGCCAUUAAAGCCUUCCUGAAGAAGUGCUGGAGUGUAGACAUCAGUACCAAGGAGUACGCGUAUCUGAAAGGAGCUGUGUUGUUCAACCCAGAUGUGGAAGGUCUGCGCUGCCUGCACUACAUUCAGUCUCUGCGUCGCGAGGCACACCAGGCUCUGAACGAGCACGUGAGGCUGAUUCACCGCGAGGACACGACGCGGUUCGCCAAGCUGCUCAUAGCUCUGUCCAUGCUGAGGGCCAUCAGCCCGGCGGUGGUGGCGCAACUCUUCUUCAGACCCGUCAUUGGCAGCGUCAGCAUCGAGGAGGUGCUGAUGGAGAUGUUCUACGGGAAGUAGGUGGACUGAUUUCAGCUGAUUCUGCUGUCAGAUGGACUGAAUGACUUCAAAGCUCUUUCUUUGGAGGUGAAGGAAGCAGAUGAAGAGGAUAAAAGAGACUGAAUUUCCGUGUGUGUGUGUGUGUGUGUGUGUGUGUGUGUGUGUGUGUGUGUGUGUGUGUGUGUGUGUGUGUGUGUGUGCAUGAGAGAAAGAAAGAAAGUGUGGCAAGAUGUGUUAAUGAGGAAAAUACAAAGCAGCU